Messenger RNA from Leptinotarsa decemlineata (Colorado potato beetle), 1678 nucleotides. RefSeq lists its product as uncharacterized. The record is from RefSeq and is a predicted model, not a curated record. Gene Ontology annotation, molecular function: toxin activity. Lineage: Eukaryota; Metazoa; Arthropoda; Insecta; Coleoptera; Chrysomelidae.
AUUUCAAUACAAGUACGUUCUGUUUCAGGUACUCACGCAAACAAUGGGAUCCAAUCAAAGAUACAACCUCAACUGUUUCGGAGUUGAACCAAAGACUAACAGAAUGGUUCUGAGAAGCGAUUCCGGCCUUUUUCCUAAAGUGAGGAAAAAUUUCCAACUCUACAAUAUUGGACGAGUACCGGUGAGAGCAGAGGGCAAAUAUGGAACUGCAGUGCAGUGGUUAGGAACAGUAACUAAAGCAACAGUUCAGCCCGGAGAAUCAAAAAUUCUGGACAUGCAGGGCAAGCUAUACUAUGUCGUAGGAGUUAAUCUGGCGAAUGACAACAGCAACACCAGAGCUCUGGUUCACGUAGGAUACCAGGGCAAUAACUACCCUUGGUACACGAAUAAAGAGAACAAUUGGGAUCCCAAAAUGAAGAUUAAUGAAUUGGCCAAAAUAAUGGUUCAAUUUGGAGUCGGAAAAAUACCAAUCGUAGGAGAGUAUCUAGCUCCCUUGGUAGGAUUCUUCUGGCCAGCACAUGGACCUAGCAUUUGGGACCAAGUCAAGGACCAAGUCAAAGAUCUGAUUGAUACUAAAACCAAUGAAGUUAUCACAGGAAUCCUGGGAGGCGACCUCAGGCACUACAAGGAGAGGAUUCAAGUGCUUGAAGAGGACUUGGAGAGACACGAGGACGUUUCUGGUCACUUCAUGAAUAUAGCGGAGGACCUGAUAGGAUUUGAGCAGAAGUUUAUAUUCAGGAAGGAGGAUAACUCCAGAGCUGGUGAAAUAAACUUUCUGUUACUCCCCAUGUAUUCUUCGGUGGUAUCCCUGAAAAUGACUUUCAACCAAUUCGGUAUUAUGAACCAAAAGCAAAUUGGGCUCUCAGACGAAGAUGUGCAGAGGCUCAAGAACUACUCUAAGAGGCUAAUUCAAGGAUCAGGUGGUGCUAUUGAGCACAUUACGAGCGUCUUGAAUGACCGCAUCGAAUACCAGCUGAACAACUGUAUUCCAGACCAGGUUUACGACGCCUUGGUCACUGUGCGGACAUAUUGUGGACUCAACGGAACUGAAUACUUCGCUUACUGGAAUAAUAUAUUGGAACACCCGGAGUCGGAAACCAAACCUUACAAUGACGUCAUAACUUACUCCACAGUGUUCGGCAGGCCCACCCCUAUCCAAGCCAGGCAAAUUGUUCCAGAAGUGGUGCCGCAGCCACUCCAACCGAAGCUCGUCGACGGAAAACGCAAUAAGAUCACAGGGAUUGAUGUCUGGAUGUGGAGGAUCAACAAUGGAGGUGGCGCUCCCAAAAUCGGGGGGCUCAAGAUCUAUUUUGAAAAUGGAGAUACGUCUGAUUUGGGAGUAUGGUCUGCCGAGAAACAUUACGUGUCUUUGAAAGAUGCUUACUGCACAAGAUUGAGUGUCUGGGGUAAUGGAGCUUUGGAUUACUUGGAGUUUGCACUUUCUGACGGUCGCGUUAUGGGUUUUGGCACCAAAAUAGAUGCUCGGGAUAUCCACACGGACUUCCAACUCGAAGAACAUCAUAUUGCUGGUAUCUUCUUGGGCAAUGAUAUUUCAGACCUAGGUGGUCAAGCUGCCAAUAUAGCAGUGUCGUAUCAAUUGAUCACGAAGGAAUGAACUGUAUUUGUCGAAACGUAUCUAAAACUGGCUUAUUUCACAAUAAAUUAUUCAUAAAACGUA